Molecule: messenger RNA, 5206 nt
Organism: Enhydra lutris kenyoni (northern sea otter)
Lineage: Eukaryota; Metazoa; Chordata; Mammalia; Carnivora; Mustelidae
Product: mitogen-activated protein kinase kinase kinase 1
Exons: 20
Coding region: 1-4518 (1505 amino acids)
Biological process (GO): protein phosphorylation
Cellular component (GO): cytoplasm
Molecular function (GO): zinc ion binding; ATP binding; protein serine/threonine kinase activity
Source: RefSeq, a predicted model, not a curated record
AUGGCGGCGGCGGCGGGGAAUCGCGCCUCGUCGUCGGGAUUCCCGGGCGCCGGGGCGGCGAGCCCCGAGGCGGGCGGCGGCGGAGGGGCUCUCAAGGCGAGCAGCGCGCCCGCGGCAGCCGCGGGACUGCUGCGGGAGGCGGGCAGUGGGGGCCGCGAGCGGGCUGACUGGCGGCGGCGGCAGCUGCGCAAAGUGCGGAGUGUGGAGCUGGACCAGCUACCGGAGCCGCCGCUCUUCCUCGCCGCCUCGCCGUCGUCCUCUUCCACUUCCCCGUCGCCGGAGCCCUCGGACCCGGCGGCGGGCGGGAGCGGUUUCCAGCCUGUGGCGGUGCCGCAGCCUCACGGAGUCGCGAACCGUGGCGGCACCCACCCUCUGGAGCCCGCGGCCGCCCAGGACAGCGGCGCCCCGAGCCCCGCCGGGGCCGAGCCCGGGGAGAAGCGGACGCCCGCCGCCGAGCCGCCUCCUGCAGCGGCCCCCGCCGGUCGUGAGAUGGAGAGUAAAGAAACUCUCAAGGGCUUGCACAAGAUGGACGAUCGCCCAGAAGAACGAAUGAUCAGGGAGAAACUGAAGGCAACCUGUAUGCCAGCCUGGAAGCAUGAGUGGCUGGAAAGGAGAAACAGGAGAGGCCCUGUGGUGGUAAAACCAAUCCCUAUUAAAGGAGAUGGUUCUGAAAUUCAUAACUUGGCAACUGAGUCACAAGGAGAGGGCCAGGCGAGCACCACGUCACCCGCUCCCAAAGGCCGACGUAGUCCUUCUCCUGGCAGCUCCCCAUCGGGUCGCUCAGUGAAGUCGGAAUCUCCAGGAGUUCGGAGAAAAAGAGUUUCCCCAGUGCCUUUUCAGAGUGGGCGAAUCACACCACCUCGAAGAGCCCCUUCACCAGAUGGCUUCUCACCAUAUAGCCCUGAGGAGACAAACCGCCGUGUAAACAAAGUUAUGCGGGCCAGGCUGUACUUACUGCAACAAAUAGGACCCAACUCUUUCCUGAUUGGAGGAGACAGCCCAGACAACAAAUACCGGGUGUUUAUCGGGCCUCAGAACUGCAGCUGUGGCCGUGGAACUUUUUGUAUUCAUCUGUUGUUUGUUAUGCUCCGGGUGUUUCAACUAGAACCUUCAGACCCAAUGUUAUGGAGAAAAACUUUAAAGAAUUUUGAGGUUGAAAGUUUGUUCCAGAAAUAUCACAGUAGGCGUAGCUCAAGGAUCAAAGCUCCAUCUCGUAACACCAUCCAGAAGUUUGUUUCACGCAUGUCAAAUUCUCAUACAUUGUCAUCAUCUAGUACUUCUACAUCUAGUUCAGAAAACAGUAUAAAAGAUGAGGAGGAACAGAUGUGUCCUAUUUGCUUGUUGGGCAUGCUUGAUGAAGAGAGUCUUACCGUGUGUGAAGAUGGCUGCAGGAACAAGCUGCAUCAUCACUGCAUGUCAAUCUGGGCAGAAGAAUGUAGAAGAAAUAGAGAACCUUUAAUAUGUCCCCUUUGUAGAUCUAAGUGGAGAUCUCAUGAUUUCUACAGCCAUGAGUUGUCAAGCCCUGUGGAUUCCCCUUCUUCCCUGCGAGCUGCACAGCAAACCAUACAUCAGCAACCUUUGGCUGGAUCCCAACGGAGGAAUCAGGAGAGUAAUUUUAACCUUACGCAUUAUGGAACUCAGCAGAUUCCCCCUGCUUACAAAGAUUUAGCUGAGCCAUGGAUUCAGGUAUUUGGAAUGGAACUCGUUGGCUGCUUAUUUUCUAGAAACUGGAAUGUAAGAGAGAUGGCUCUCAGGCGUCUUUCCCACGAUGUUAGUGGGGCUCUGCUAUUGGCAAAUGGGGAGAGCACUGGAAAUUCUGGGAGCAACGGUAGAAGCAGCCCAAGUGCUGGAGCCAGCGGGUCUUCCCAGACCAGUAUCUCAGGAGAUGUGGUAGAGGCAUGCUGCAACGUUUUGUCAAUGGUCUGUGCUGACCCUGUCUACAAAGUGUACGUUGCUGCUUUAAAAACGUUGAGAGCCAUGCUAGUAUAUACUCCUUGCCAUAGUUUGGCAGAAAGAAUCAAACUGCAGAGACUUCUCCGGCCAGUUGUAGACACCAUCCUAGUCAAGUGUGCAGAUGCCAAUAGUCGUACAAGUCAGCUGUCUAUAUCAACACUGUUGGAAUUAUGCAAAGGCCAAGCAGGAGAGUUGGCAGUUGGCAGAGAAAUACUUAAAGCUGGAUCCAUUGGUAUUGGUGGUGUUGAUUAUGUCUUAAGUUGUAUUCUUGGAAACCAAACUGAAUCAAACAACUGGCAAGAACUUCUGGGCCGCCUUUGUCUUAUAGACAGACUGCUCUUGGAAUUUCCUGCUGAAUUUUACCCUCAUAUUGUCAGUACUGAUGUUUCACAAGCUGAGCCUGUUGAUGUCAGGUAUAAAAAGCUGCUGUCCCUCUUAACCUUUGCUUUGCAGUCCAUUGAUAAUUCCCACUCAAUGGUUGGUAAACUCUCCCGAAGGAUAUAUCUGAGUUCCGCAAGAAUGGUUACUACAGUCCCCCACAUAUUUUCAAAACUAUUAGAAAUGCUGAAUGUUUCCAGUUCCACUCAUUUUACCAGGAUGCGUCGUCGUUUGAUGGCUAUUGCAGAUGAGGUGGAAAUUGCUGAGGCCAUCCAGCUAGGCGUAGGAGACACUUUGGAGGGUCGACAUGACAGCUUUUUACAGGCGGCUGUCCCAACCAGUUACCCAGAAACCACAGAGAACAGCUCCCUUGAGCGCACAGACCAUUUAGAGAAAACUGGAAAAGGACUAUGUGCUACAAAACUGAGUGCCACUUCAGAGGACAUUACUCACAGACUGGGCAGCAUUUCAGUAGGACUUCUCAGUUCUACAACAAUGGAGCAACCAAAGCCAAUGGUUCAAACAAAAGGCAGACCCCACAGUCAGUGUUUGAACACCUCUCCUUUAUCUCAUCAUUCCCCAUUAAUGUUUCCACCCUUGUCAACUCCUCCUUCAUCUGCCCCCUCUGCACCAACUGGCACUGGAACGGAUAUCUCUAAGCAUAGACCUCAGGGGUUCAUUCCCUGCAAAAUACCUUCCGCAUCUCCUCAAACACAGCGCAAAUUUUCUCUACAGUUCCAGAGAAACUGUUCGGAAAACAGAGACUCAGAUAAAUCUUCCCCCAUCUUUACUCAGUCCAGACCCCUGCCCUCUAGUAACAUACACAGGCCAAAGCCAUCUCGACCUUCCCCAGGUAAUACAAGUAAACAGGGAGAGGCCUCAAAGAAUAGCAUGACACUUGAUUUGAACAGUACUGCCAAAUGUGAUGACAGCUUUGGCAGCAGCAAUAGCAAUAAUGCUGUCAUACCCAGUGAUGAGACAGUGUUCACCCCAGUAGAAGAGAAAUGCAGAUUAGAUGUCAAUACAGAGCUCAACUCCAGUAUUGAGGACCUUCUUGAAGCAUCUAUGCCUUCAAGUGAUACAACAGUAACUUUUAAGUCAGAAGUUGCUGUGCUCUCCCCUGAAAAGGAUGAAAAUGAUGAUACCUACAAAGAUGACGUGAAUCAUAAUCAGAAAUGCAAAGAAAAGAUGGAAGCUGAAGAAGAAGAAGCUUUAGCAAUUGCCAUGGCAAUGUCAGCGUCUCAGGAUGCCCUCCCCAUAGUUCCUCAACUACAAGUUGAAAAUGGAGAAGAUAUCAUCAUUAUUCAACAGGAUACACCAGAAACUCUCCCAGGACAUACCAAAGCAAAACAGCCUUACAGAGAAGACACUGAAUGGCUGAAAGGUCAGCAGAUAGGCCUUGGAGCAUUUUCUUCCUGUUACCAGGCUCAAGAUGUGGGAACUGGAACAUUAAUGGCUGUUAAACAGGUGACAUAUGUCAGAAAUACAUCUUCUGAGCAAGAGGAAGUAGUGGAAGCAUUAAGAGAAGAGAUCAGAAUGAUGAGCCAUUUGAAUCAUCCCAACAUCAUUAGAAUGUUGGGAGCCACGUGUGAGAAAAGCAAUUAUAAUCUCUUCAUCGAAUGGAUGGCAGGGGGAUCUGUGGCUCAUUUGCUCAGUAAAUACGGAGCCUUCAAGGAAUCAGUAGUUAUUAACUAUACUGAACAGUUACUUCGUGGCCUUUCAUAUCUCCAUGAAAACCAGAUCAUUCAUAGAGAUGUCAAAGGUGCCAAUUUGCUAAUUGACAGCACAGGUCAGAGACUGAGAAUUGCAGAUUUCGGAGCUGCAGCCAGGUUGGCAUCAAAAGGAACUGGUGCAGGAGAGUUUCAGGGACAGUUAUUGGGGACAAUUGCAUUUAUGGCACCUGAGGUACUAAGAGGUCAGCAGUAUGGUAGGAGCUGUGACGUAUGGAGUGUUGGCUGUGCCAUUAUAGAAAUGGCUUGUGCUAAACCACCUUGGAAUGCAGAAAAACACUCCAAUCAUCUUGCUUUGAUAUUUAAGAUUGCAAGUGCAACUACUGCUCCAUCGAUCCCUUCACAUUUGUCUCCUGGUUUACGAGAUGUGGCUCUUCGGUGUUUAGAACUUCAACCUCAGGACAGACCUCCGUCAAGAGAGCUACUGAAGCAUCCAGUCUUCCGUACUACUUGGUAGCCAAUUACAGACUCUGAUGGAGACAGGAUGCUCAACAAGGCAAAACUAUUGUGGGGAACCACGCUGAUAAUCUGCUGGCCUUCAUGCCACUGAACAGCUAUGAACAGGACCAGUGGGGAACCCUUACCUAAGUAUGUGAUUGACAAAUCAUGAUCUGUACCUAAGCUUAGUAUGCAAAAGCCCACAAUUUGUGCAGAAACUGUAAACCGUGCCUUUCAAAGAACUGGCCAUAGGUAAACAGGAAAGCAGUGAAGUUUGCAUGACUAACAGAAGCGUAUUUUGGGUUUUUUUUGGAGCACUUUUUCAGCAAUAUUAGCAGCUGAGGGGCUCAGGAUCUAUUUUAAUGUUUGAAUUAUUCUUCCAUUUCAUAUCGUGAUCACAAGCAGGGGGUUCUGCAAUUCCGUUCAGUUUUUUUUUUGUCACUGGCUCCCAAUCAGUAUCUGCCUCUUUUAGGUCAGAAUAUGCUAUAAGUAGCAGUAAAUAUAUUUUUAAAAGUUGAUAACUUCUUUAUGAACCACAGUUGACCUUUAUUUUUUAAAUGCCUGGGCAGUUGUGGUUCACUGUGCAUUUUACUGUUGGCCCAUUCAUUUCGUUUUUGGAAAUCAUGGUUCUGUAUUUUCAUUUCACCUUCACUUUUGUUUAAUAUUCAGGGAAAGGUGAUUUUUUCAAACCAGAAAAAAAAAAAAAA